AUGGUCUCGAUCACCAAGCUCCCGUUCGAGAUCCACGUCCAGAUCGUACGCUACGCCAACAUCCAAGGCGACCUCCCGAGCCUGCGGUUGUCGUGCGUGCAGUUAAACGAUGUGGCAAUCAAGGAAAGACGUCUGCUGCUCACCGACUUACGGCGGCACUACGGCAUCAGCACUCGGGUCGUGGACCUGUAUCUCCUCCACAAACUAGGCCGGGAACCCCCAGCCAGCCUUAGCCUCAUGCAAGUCAUGGCCGUGGGUCGGUUCCUGCGCAACCUAGACGCCAUGGCCUUUGAUCUGGACAGAAUGGCCCAGCGGCUGAACCACGUCAAUGUCCGGCAACCCCAGAUCCAGCCGGAGUGCGUCGACAGAAGCGCUUUUAUGCUUUUUGCCGCCCUCAGUCGUCUGCUUAAUGGCGCGGCUCAGAUAGGCGCUUACGGCAGAGGAGAUGUGCUGGCACCCUGUCUCAAUGCCAGACAUGCCGUCUCCAUCCUCUUGUCGAAGCAGUUUGUUCAGUUUGUCAGGGAAGAGUUGACGCUCGAGGAGCUCGAGUCCGUGAUCGCUGCCAUCAAUCUGUGCGUCACGAGAUUGUGGAGCACGAUUUUCCUGUUCCGGCCCAGAGAGUCAAUUGUUAGUGGGUUCGGCAGCCUUUGCGGCGCAUCUUUCAACGCCGAUCAAGCGAUUUUGACCGAAGAUGUUAUUUGGAGAGGACCAGAAUGGGCUUCCAAGGUCUUGGAAUUCUAUGGGCGGGAAAAUGUGGGGUGUAAGCGAAAACUCAAGCCCGGAGAGUACAAACGUCUCGACACAAGGUUUGUCUCGGAGGGGAUUUGGAAAGGGUCGCCAGAAGAGGGAGCUCGGUUGGCGGCGAAUGGGGUCGCGAGGAUGUUGUGGAAGGAGAGACAGCAGCGGAUCGAGGACAAGGCGAGUAUCUCGGUGCGGUGA
This is a messenger RNA of Exophiala dermatitidis NIH/UT8656, 939 nucleotides long. RefSeq lists its product as uncharacterized. The transcript has a single exon. The coding region runs from base 1 to 939 and encodes 312 amino acids. The record is from RefSeq and is a predicted model, not a curated record. NCBI's taxonomy places the organism in Eukaryota, Fungi, Ascomycota, Eurotiomycetes, Chaetothyriales, Herpotrichiellaceae.